AAACAAAAUGGCUGGCUGCUAGCAAGCAGAGUGAGGAGCAGCCCACACAGAGGCAGAUGGAGCAGUAUGCAAUUUUCUAGCAAGCACACACCCUUUCCCAAGCAGGCACCCAGCUAACAGCUAACUCUGAAGUCCCCUGGAGCCGCUGAGGUAGCAGACAAGAGGACGUAACAUGUCUUUGCUCUGCGUUGGAGUUAAAAAAGCCAAGUUUGACGGGGCCCAAGAGAAGUUCAACACCUACGUGACGCUGAAGGUGCAGAAUGUCAAGAGUACGACCAUCGCGGUGCGGGGGAACCUGCCCUGCUGGGAGCAGGACUUCAUGUUUGAGAUUAACCGGCUGGACCUGGGGCUGACGGUGGAGGUGUGGAACAAGGGGCUGAUCUGGGACACCAUGGUGGGGAUGGUGUGGAUCCCCCUGCAGACCAUCCGGCAGUCCAACGAGGAGGGCCCUGGGGAAUGGCUCACCCUCGACUCCCAGGUCAUCAUGACCGACAACGAGAUCUCUGGCACCAAGGACCCCACCUUCCACCGCAUCCUGCUGGACACCCACUUCGAGUUACCGCUUGACAUCCCCGAGGAAGAGGCCAGGUACUGGGCGAAGAAGCUGGAGCAGCUGAAUGCUAUGAAGGAUCAGGACGAUUACGAGUUCCAGGAGGAGCAGGACAAACCGCUCCCCGUGCCCGGCUCCCAAUGCUGCAACUGGAAUUAUUUUGGCUGGGGAGAACCGCAGAAUGACGACCCCGACAGCACCAUGGAUGACCGGGACAGCGAUUACCGAAGCGAGACCAGUAAUAGCAUCCCGCCUCCGUACUACACCACGUCCCAGCCCAACGCCUCGGUCCACCAGUAUCCCAUGAGGCACCAGCAGCAGAGCUCCCGCGACUCGUACAUGGACUCCGUGCAGAGCUACGAGAUGGACUACUCGGAUCAGCGGCCCAUCAGACGCUACGAUAGCGUCGAUUCUGCCACAAACGGGCGCAGCGACGCUGAGUCCGCCUCCGAGUCGAGCAGGCGGACCAGCCGCCAGUUCUCCCUUGAGAGCAGGCGAUCCCUAGACCUAUCGGAUAGCCCCACCGGGAGCAGCCGCUACGCCUCGUCCGGGGAGCUGAGCCAGGGCAGCUCCCAGCUGAGCGACGACUUUGACCCCGACAACGAGAGCCUGCGGGGCUCGGAGCUGGACGAGCGGGACGGGGACUCCUACCACUCCUGCCACAGCUCCGUCAGCUACCGCGACGACUCGCCCCGCUGGGAGGAGGACUUCUACCCCGAGGAGGAGGACGAGGACUACAGCGAGAACGAGCAGGACUACCCCAAGGUGGAGGCCGAGGUGCUGCGGGACCGGGAGGCGGACAAGGCCAAGGCCCCGGAGCGCGAGCCCUACCCGCAACCACCGGUGAAGCAGCAAGUGCCCCUGCUGCAGGCGCAGCAGGUGCCAGCACUGAAGCAGCAGCAGGAGAGGAAGGAAGAGAAGGCGGCUUAUGUCCCCGAGGAAACUCCAGAGAUCCCCCAGGAAAAGCCAUCAGCGAAGGAGCCCCCAGUCGCAGAGAGAGCGCCGGAGCCCCCAAAGCCAGCGGACGGUUACAGAGAGCAGGAGGACGUGGAAGUCCAGGACGCCAAGUCCCGAGCGAAGGCCAGCUGGCUAAAAGCAUUCAACAAAGUUUGCAUGCAGCUGCAAGAGGCCCGGGGAGAAGGAUCUGGCGAGGCGAAGUCGCUGUGGUUUAAAGGCGGGCCUGGCGGCGGUCUGAUCAUUAUUGACAGUAUGCCCGACAUACGAAAGAGAAAGCCAAUCCCCCUAGUUAGCGAUUUGGCUAUGUCGCUGGUCCAGUCCAGGAAAGCCGGAAUCACGUCAGCACUAGCAUCAAGCACCUUAAACAAUGAAGAGCUAAAAAACCAUGUUUACAAGAAGACCCUUCAAGCCUUAAUCUACCCCAUCUCCUCCACGACUCCCCACAACUUCGAGGUGUGGACCGCCACCACCCCCACGUACUGCUACGAAUGCGAGGGGCUGCUGUGGGGCAUCGCCCGGCAGGGCAUGCGCUGUACGGAGUGCGGGGUGAAGUGCCAUGAGAAGUGCCAAGACCUGCUGAACGCAGACUGCCUACAGAGAGCGGCCGAGAAGAGCUCCAAGCAUGGGGCGGAGGACCGGACCCAGAACAUCAUCAUGGUGCUGAAGGACCGCAUGAAGAUCCGGGAGCGGAACAAGCCGGAGAUCUUCGAGCUGAUCCAAGAGAUCUUUGCUGUCUCCAAAGCCACCCACACCCAGCAGAUGAAGGCCGUGAAGCAGAGCGUGCUGGAUGGCACCUCCAAGUGGUCGGCCAAGAUCAGCAUCACAGUUGUCUGUGCCCAGGGCCUGCAGGCAAAGGAUAAGACAGGCUCCAGUGACCCGUAUGUUACUGUCCAGGUUGGAAAGACGAAAAAAAGGACUAAAACGAUCUAUGGAAAUCUAAAUCCGGUCUGGGAGGAGAAUUUCCAUUUCGAAUGCCAUAACUCCUCCGAUCGGAUCAAGGUGCGGGUCUGGGACGAGGACGACGAUAUCAAGUCCCGUGUCAAGCAGCGCUUUAAGAGAGAAUCCGACGACUUUCUGGGCCAGACGAUCAUAGAGGUCCGGACGCUGAGCGGGGAGAUGGAUGUCUGGUACAACCUAGACAAGCGGACAGACAAGUCGGCCGUGUCCGGGGCCAUCCGACUGCACAUCAGCGUGGAGAUAAAGGGAGAGGAGAAGGUGGCACCGUACCAUGUGCAGUACACCUGCCUGCACGAGAACCUCUUCCACUUCGUGACGGACAUACAGAACAACGGGGUGGUGAAGAUCCAGGCCAAGGGGGACGACGCCUGGAAGGUUACUUUCGACGAGACGGCUUCAGGAGAUAGUGGAACUGAGUUCGCCAUGAGAUACGGAAAACAGAGUCUAAAACAAGCUUUCCACUUUGCUUGCCUGUCCUCCAAAUACAUGUGUCCUGGGGUGCCGGCCGUGAUGAGCACCCUUCUAGCCAACAUCAACGCAUACUAUGCCCACACCACUGCCUCCACCAACGUGUCUGCCUCAGACCGCUUUGCUGCUUCCAAUUUCGGGAAAGAACGUUUCGUCAAGCUGCUGGACCAGCUGCACAACUCGCUCCGGAUUGACCUGUCCAUGUACCGGAACAACUUCCCUGCCAGCAGCCCGGAGAGGCUGCAGGAUCUCAAGUCGACGGUGGAUCUGUUAACUAGCAUCACCUUCUUCCGAAUGAAGGUGCAGGAGCUGCAGAGCCCGCCCCGGGCCAGCCAGGUGGUGAAGGACUGUGUGAAAGCCUGCCUCAACUCCACCUACGAGUACAUCUUCAACAACUGCCAUGAGCUGUACAGCCGCGAGUACCAGACCGACCCGACAAAGAAAGGCGAGGUCCCCCCUGAGGAGCAGGGGCCCAGCAUCAAGAACCUGGAUUUCUGGUCCAAACUCAUCACGCUGAUUGUUUCGAUUAUUGAAGAGGAUAAAAACUCAUACACGCCCUGCCUGAACCAGUUCCCCCAGGAGCUGAACGUGGGUAAGAUCAGCGCCGAGGUGAUGUGGAAUCUCUUUGCUCAGGACAUGAAAUAUGCAAUGGAAGAGCAUGACAAGCAUCGCCUGUGUAAAAGUGCUGACUACAUGAACCUGCACUUCAAAGUGAAAUGGCUUUAUAACGAGUAUGUGACCGAGCUCCCUGCCUUCAAGAGCCGCGUCCCUGAAUACCCCGCCUGGUUUGAGCCCUUUGUUAUCCAGUGGCUGGAUGAAAAUGAGGAGGUGUCCCGGGAUUUCCUACAUGGAGCGCUGGAGCGGGACAAGAAGGACGGGUUCCAGCAAACCUCUGAGCAUGCUCUCUUCUCCUGCUCCGUGGUGGACGUCUUCUCCCAGCUGAACCAGAGCUUUGAGAUCAUCAAGAAGCUGGAGUGCCCCGACCCGCAGAUCGUCGGGCACUACAUGCGGAGGUUUGCCAAGACCAUCAGCAACGUGCUGCUGCAGUACGCCGAGAUCAUCUCCAAGGAUUUCGCUUUGUACUGCUCCAAGGAGAAGGAGAAAGUGCCCUGUAUCCUGAUGAACAACAUCCAGCAGCUCCGUGUCCAGUUGGAGAAGAUGUUUGAAGCCAUGGGGGGGAAGGAGCUGGACGCUGAGGCCAGCGACAUCCUGAAGGAGUUGCAGGUGAAACUCAACAACGUCCUGGAUGAGCUCAGCAGAGUUUUUGCCACCAGUUUCCAGCCUCACAUUGAGGAGUGCGUGAAGCAGAUGGGUGACAUCCUGGGCCAGGUGAAGGGCACCGGGAGCGUCCCCGCCAGCGCUUGCAGCAGCGUCGCUCAGGACGCCGACAAUGUCCUUCAGCCCAUCAUGGACCUUCUGGACAGCAACCUGACUCUCUUCGCCAAGAUCUGCGAGAAGACAGUGCUGAAGCGGGUGCUGAAGGAGCUCUGGAAGCUGGUGAUGAACACCAUGGAGAAGACCAUCGUCCUCCCGCCACUCACCGACCAGACGCUGAUCGGGACGCUCUUGAGAAAACAUGGCAAGGGGACAGAGAAGAGCAGGGUGAAGCUGCCCAGUCACACGGAUGGCACCCAGAUGAUCUUCAAUGCGGCCAAGGAGCUGGGGCAGCUGUCCAAACUGAAGGACCACAUGGUGCGUGAGGAGGCGAAGAGCUUGACCCCCAAGCAGUGCGCCGUGGUGGAGCUGGCCCUGGACACCAUCAAGCAAUAUUUCCAUGCAGGAGGUGUGGGGCUGAAGAAAACCUUCCUGGAGAAGAGCCCCGACCUGCAGUCGCUGCGUUACGCCCUGUCUCUCUACACGCAGGCCACCGACCUGCUCAUCAAAACCUUCGUGCAGACUCAGUCGUCUCAGGGAGCUGGCGUGGAUGACCCGGUCGGGGAGGUGUCGAUCCACGUGGAGCUCUUCACUCACCCUGGCACCGGGGAACACAAAGUCACCGUCAAAGUCGUGGCUGCUAAUGACCUCAAGUGGCAGACGUCAGGCAUCUUCCGGCCCUUCAUCGAGGUCAACAUCAUCGGGCCCCAUCUCAGCGACAAGAAGAGGAAAUUUGCCACCAAGUCCAAGAACAACAGCUGGGCCCCCAAAUACAAUGAAAGCUUCCAGUUCACCCUGAGCAGUGAGACGGGCCCCGAGUGCUACGAGGUGCAGGUGUGCGUCAAGGACUACUGCUUCGCCCGGGAGGACCGCACGGUGGGCAUCGCUGUGCUACAGCUCAAGGACAUCAUGCAUCGGGGCAGCUGCGCCUGCUGGCUGCCCCUGGGCCGGCGCAUCCACAUGGAUGACACGGGCCUCACCGUCCUCCGCAUCCUCUCGCAGCGCAACAACGAUGAGGUGGCCAAGGAGUUCGUGAAGCUCAAGUCAGACACGCGCUCGGCCGAGGAAGGCAGCAGUUAAGGGCCUGAGCAGGUGUAGAACAUCCCUAGCACCACCCCCUUCCUGCCCCUUUUCUACAGCAUCCUCCAGCCACGUAAAAGCCAUACAGGUCAUCCACAGCCCCCCACACCUGGUAGGGAAGGAAGCCCCCCCCUCCGAGAAGCCCUUGCCACAAGCAGGUGCCUGCUUCCCAGUGCCAAGGAUCAAAGCAGGUGCUCUGUGCCCCUCCCUGCAUCCCUGGGCUGCAGCUCAAGGGCACUGCCCCAGCUGCGAUGGAGCAGGGAAGAUGCAGCCCCCAGGGAGUGCAAGCUGCCUCACUGCUGGCAGGGGAGGCCUUAGCGCCUCUUCCCGAACCUGUUUCUGUCAUGACAGGUGCUGGGAGAGGCAGAAGCCAAGGCCUGAUGCUGAUUGUGAGGCAGGAGCAUUUGAACAAACGUGAGCCACCUAGUAUGGCCACAAAGUUGGCACAGGGGGAAGCAAGGCUAGAUCCCAGCCCAUCCAGCCCCCCCUCCACUCGUCCCUGAGCUCCAGGAGAAUCACCCAAGCUGGUAGCAGUAUACGGGAUAUGCCACAUUGUUGAGUAGGUUGAUUCCUUCCAGCAGGAGGCAGCAUCACAUGUCCAAACUGCCCUGUGCUCAUGGCAACCUCAUUCGGCAAUAGAGAUAAGCCAGGCAGCAAUGGGCACAGGGAGGUUGAGACAGGGCCUUGGGUUCUCCUCCAGGGCUCCCUUCAAGGAGCGUGGCUGCUAAGGAUACACCUGGGCCAGCGUCAGCCUGCUCUUGCUGGUGGCUCUUGGAGUCCGCUGCCUCUCACGCCAUAGCUUGCCACAAGCUAAGUCAGCAAUAGCCAAGCCUGUGGCAUAGGCCCCAGGGCCUUGCACUCCUUAGCAGGUGGCUCAGAGCAGCUUAGUCUGAGGCCAGGCAGCAGGGCUGGGGCCACUUUUGUCCACGCAGGCCAGCAGUAGGAGAGUGCUAGCAGAAAAGCAGGGCAGGAGAGGUGUGAAGCUGCCACAGGGCUGCACACACGUGAGACGGCCUCUCACUAAAGAACCAGGAUCUCAGCUCUAACCUCCCUCCCCGGUGGGCUCGGGGACAGCAGGAGGCCAGUGCAGCUGGGAAGAGGCAGUGCCUUGCGCUGUUGGGAACUGGUCCUGCUCCCAGUUACAAAUAGGAGCCUACUGUGCAGCCGCAGAAGCAGUGUCCCUUCCAGGCAGCGCCUGCACUGGGACAGCGAUGUGCAAACCCCAUCUCCCCCCCACCCCCACAGGCAGCCCUUCCUAGGGGGCUGAAGUAGGGUAGCCUCCCUGGGAGAGAAGGA
This is a messenger RNA of Chelonoidis abingdonii (Abingdon island giant tortoise), 6682 nucleotides long. Its product is annotated as protein unc-13 homolog A-like. The record is from RefSeq and is a predicted model, not a curated record. Gene Ontology annotation, molecular function: syntaxin-1 binding; calcium ion binding; calmodulin binding. Gene Ontology annotation, cellular component: presynaptic active zone cytoplasmic component; synaptic vesicle membrane; presynaptic membrane. Gene Ontology annotation, biological process: synaptic transmission, glutamatergic; dense core granule priming; synaptic vesicle priming. NCBI's taxonomy places the organism in Eukaryota, Metazoa, Chordata, Testudines, Testudinidae.